GAACCUUGCCAGACGGAAGGAGAGAGAGAGAGGAGGGAGAGCGAGAGCGCGCGCGCGAGAGAGAGAGAGAGAGAGAGAGAGUUUGGCAGCGGAAGGAAGGAGGACGGCGGAGAAGGGGGAGGAGAGGGCGCGGCCAUGGUGAAGGAGAGAUUGACCCUGACGCUGGAGAGGUACCACCGCUUCUUCGUCGACCCCUACGCCACCCGCCUCACCACCGUCCACCUCAACAACAUCAUCUACAUGCAUGGUUUCGCCAGGCUCCACGGCAAGAAGUCCCAGAUCAUGGGCCACAUGGUGGGGCAGGUCGACCUGCAGCCGCCGCGCCGCUCUACGCUGCACGGUGGCGCCGCGCUCGUGCCGCCCUCCGCCGCGCGCAUCGCCGCCGCACAGGCCGCGGCCGACGUCGACGCCAUCGGCUGGGCGGAGUGCCCCAUCGGCUGCGUCACCGCCUUCUCCGCCUUCGCUGACCCGCCGGACCCGGUGGAGCCCAUGCCCCCGCCCGCCCACCACAUGCUCGCGCUGGCGGUGCCCCUGCGCCGCCCGCGCUCCAAAAGGACGCGCACCUCCCCCUACCAGCGCCCUGCCGCGUCCAACACGGCCAAGGUGAAGGAGGAGGUGGUCAUGGAAGAGGAGGGUGAGGAUAUGUCGUUGGUGACGCCGUCGCCGCCGCGAUGGAUGCGCUCCCCUACCCCGCCACCUCCGCCCCCGUCGCCCACGCCACGGUCGCAGACCGUGGUGCCUCCGCCACUAUGGAUGCGCUCCCCUACUCCGCCACCUCCGCCCCCCUCGCCCACGCCGCGGCCGCAGACCGUGGUGCCUCCGCCUUCGCCGCCGUGCAGGGGCCAGCCUGAGUUGGAGCCGACCCUCUCCCGACCACCUGGCUUCGGCUCGCCGCCGGAACCAUGCAGGAGCGGGCCUACGCUGGAGCCGAUCCUCCCCACACCACCACCACCAGGCUUCGGCCCGCCGCCGCAACCAUGCAGGAGCGGGCCUACGCCGGAGCCGAUCCUCCCCACACCACCACCACCAGGCUUCGGCCCGCCGCCGCAACCAUGCUGGAGGCGGCCUACGUUGGCGCCGCCUCCUACCCUGCCACCAGGCUUCGGUUCGCGCCAGGUGGCGCCGCCUCCUCCGCAGCUGUCCUGGGGCUUGCCGAUGCCACCGCCGUCGGGCCCAGGAGCGCCUACGUUCACGCAGCAUCUUCAGCCUGCAGGUCCGGCACCACUCUGGCGCUCGCCGAUGUCGCCGUCUUAUCUGGCACCGUGCUGGGGCGCGCCGGCGCAAGCGCCCUGGCGCUGGCCACACCCCCCGCCGCGCUGGGCACCACCUCAUAUGCUGCGCCCGCCGCCGCCACCCUGGGACUGCAUGAGGCCGUUUGCACCUCCCAUGCCGCCGCAACAUCCGCCGCAUUUUGAGAUGCAGCAUACGCCACCGGCACCGGGGGCGUGCUCGGGCAGGCAGGUGAUUUACUUCUAGGGACUGCUCUCGUACCGCAUUUGCUGUUAUUGCUAGCUUGUCAGUUUUUGCUUUGACGGUAGCUAAGCUUUCGAGAGAGUUACUACACGGUGACGGGAAAAUUAGGGACAAGGUUAUCAAUUUACUGUUGGAGUUGCGAACUGUUUUUGCUCUGCUCCACCUUGCUGCUGCUAGUCUUGCCAUGCCAUUCUUGUGCCCAGAACCAUCAUCAGUGGGAUAUUGGAAUGAUUCAUGCAUGUCUCAUGAUUACUUAUGUACA
Molecule: messenger RNA, 1735 nt
Organism: Triticum aestivum (bread wheat)
Lineage: Eukaryota; Viridiplantae; Streptophyta; Magnoliopsida; Poales; Poaceae
Product: extensin
Exons: 3
Coding region: 136-1476 (446 amino acids)
Source: RefSeq, a predicted model, not a curated record